GGAAGCGUACUGAAUUCCGGUUGCACCUGCCGGAGCUGGGCUUCUGAAGUCACAUUGAAGACGAAAACCCCGGUCACAGUAGUAACAGAACAAGUGACCACUCAGCCCAUUCCUGAUGAUUUUAUUUGGAUGAUCAUUAACGAUGUUUACCUCAAAGGUUGUGCCUCGUCUCAGUCUAUUACGUAGAGCAACCUCUGCACUUCAACCCCAUGGGGACAUUCUGAAUGGAUGUGUGCAGCCGAUUGUUCCUGCUUACUGCUUUUCACUGAGACAGAAACAGAGAAACUACUCAACAGCAGCAGACAACAGAUCUCCUCCUCGAUGGAUGCAGCUUGAGCCCGAACUGGACGAGGCUCUUGUGCCACGUAAACUGUCAGUAAGUCCUCUGGAGAGCUGGCUCUCCCUGCGCUACUCCCUUCCUGCGCUGCUGGAGUCCGCUCAGCCGCAGGAGGACGUAGAGCUUCUGGAAGAGAAGGUGCUGCCACCCAUCUCUGACCCUGUUUUGGAGGAUGAGAAGGGCUCAGCAACGCCCCUUAGAUGUAAGAAUGUUCUGAAGAUCAGACGGCGGAAGAUGAACCGGCAUAAAUAUAAGAAGCUGCAAAAACGGAUUAAAUUUUUGAGAAAAAGAGUGCUGGAGGGCAGGGGGAAGAAGAAGCAGAGAAAAUUUGAAGAUGAUCUGAAGAGGAUUUGGACAAAAGCUGGACUGAAGAAGGCUCCAGAGGGAUGGAGUACACCUAAGAUCUUCAUUAAACAACAUGGAAACAGAAGGCAGUGAGAAACACUGACAGUGGUUCGAGAUUGUGUCGCAUCCCACCCACUGGAUGGCUCUGCACAACACACUUCACACACUGCAGUUAAAACAGUCAGCCUACUCUCUGUGUAACUGAAGCAUGUGUCACUGAUGAGGACAUAUUCUGUAUGAGGAUGGUAUGUACUAUUAUUUUUAACAAAGUGUACAUAAUCUAAUAAAGAUUUUCUCUGUCAAACCCAAA
Molecule: messenger RNA, 992 nt
Organism: Seriola dumerili (greater amberjack)
Lineage: Eukaryota; Metazoa; Chordata; Actinopteri; Carangiformes; Carangidae
Gene: aurkaip1
Product: aurora kinase A interacting protein 1
Exons: 4
Coding region: 143-775 (210 amino acids)
Biological process (GO): mRNA processing
Cellular component (GO): mitochondrion
Source: RefSeq, a predicted model, not a curated record